This is a messenger RNA of Alternaria arbusti, 597 nucleotides long. RefSeq lists its product as uncharacterized. The transcript has a single exon. Lineage: Eukaryota; Fungi; Ascomycota; Dothideomycetes; Pleosporales; Pleosporaceae. The record is from RefSeq and is a predicted model, not a curated record. The coding region runs from base 1 to 597 and encodes 198 amino acids.
AUGGACGAACAUGAGCUGGAACAACAGAGCGAUGAACAAGAGGUGCUAGUCGCCGACCAGACGCCCACACAAGAGCAGCGUAAAGCCGCACGACGCUUCGAGAAGUUUGAGAGAAGAGCGAUAAGGAACCGGAUAGCUCAUCUCGACCAAUUGCUUGCACGCGCGAGGGAAAAGGCAUACGCAGCACAUUACCGCGCGGCUGAUCUGAGCAAACGAGUCGAAGAGGAACGGCCAUCCCUCAUCGAGGCCUUACUUCCAUACGAACUGCGCAAGGCAGCAAGAUCAAAACAAAGAGCCAGAAAGCACCACACGCAGCUUCUCACCCGGUUUUUCCGACUUCCCAGAGAGAUCCGCGACCUGAUUUACCACCACGCCUGGAGCGGCACGAUGAUAUCCUUCUACCAGGAGCUGACAUGGAACUUCGCCGAACACGAUAAUAUCCCCUGGGGCCCAGUCAUGACAGCUGAGUAUUCAUCUACUGGUACAUACAGGGCUAGUCUCAUGUCGGCAUGCGAUCUUCUCCCACCAGUGAACGGAGGCCCCUGCAAGGGACUCAGACACGCACAAGAGUACUCGUGGAUAUGGACGAACCAGUAG